Condylostylus longicornis is the source of this 1584-nucleotide messenger RNA. It is a transcript of the gene Six4, whose product is annotated as protein sine oculis. The transcript is spliced from 5 exons. Gene Ontology annotation, biological process: regulation of transcription by RNA polymerase II. Lineage: Eukaryota; Metazoa; Arthropoda; Insecta; Diptera; Dolichopodidae. Gene Ontology annotation, molecular function: RNA polymerase II cis-regulatory region sequence-specific DNA binding; DNA-binding transcription factor activity, RNA polymerase II-specific. The record is from RefSeq and is a predicted model, not a curated record. Bases 101 to 1441 code for a protein of 446 amino acids. Gene Ontology annotation, cellular component: transcription regulator complex; nucleus.
UAAAAAAUAAAAUAUUUUGCAUAAUUUAAAUAAAAAUUUAAAAUCAAAUAAUUUAUAAAAUUAAGUUUAAAAAAAAAUCAUCAAAAUUAUUAUCAAUAAAAUGGAUACAACUUUAUCACCUUCUAUUGGAGGUGAUUUAGAUUCAACGAGUUCCGGUGGUACAGGAUCGGAUACAACAUCAAUAAAUCAAGGAAUAUCACCGUAUUCAACAGCUAAUCAAACAUUUAUUUUAAAUAAUAAUGUUUAUCGAGGAAAUAUUUCAUGUAAAACAUUAUUUUUUUCUGAAAAACUUCAAACAUUUUCGAAUAAUAUUGAAAAUAAUAAUGAAUUCGAAAGAAAAUUUAAUAGUCAACAUCAUCAACAUAACAUAAACAAUAACAAUAAUAAUAACAAUAACAAUAACAACAAUACUAGUAAUAAUAAUAAUAAUCUACAUAAUCACCAACAUCAGCAUCAAUCAAAUGAUAUUAAUGGAAAUGAUUUUGAUAAAUCAAGUCCAACAUCAUCAUCAGAUAUUCAUCAACAUCAUAUUAAUUAUGUUGGUGAUAUUAAAAAUGAUAUAAAUGAUAAUAAUAAUCAUAAUCAAACAAAUUUAAAUGGAAAUAAUCAAAAUAAUAGUAAUAAUAAUAAUAAUAACAAUAAUACAUCAGUCAUUAAUAAUAAUCAUAUAAAUAAUAACUGUAAAUCACCUGGUAGUAUUAUGCAAGAAAUUACAAAUAGAACAGCAAAUAAUCAUCAAUUUUUAAAUAAUUUACAAAACUCAACAAUUAAUUUUGAUAUCGGUAGAAAAUGUUUAAAUAUGUUUAGUCCUGAUCAGGUUCAAUGCAUGUGCGAAGCACUUCAACAGAAAGGUGAUGUAGAAAAAUUAGCUACAUUUUUAUGGAGUUUACCAAAUAAUGAAUUAUUAAGAACAAAUGAAAGUAUUUUAAGAGCUCGUGCUAUAGUUGCUUAUCAUCGUGGUUUAUUUCAUGAACUUUACAAUUUAUUAGAAUCACAUACAUUUUCAAUGAAAUAUCAUACAGAAUUACAAAAUCUAUGGUUUAAAGCACAUUAUAAAGAAGCAGAAAAAGUUCGUGGUAGACCAUUAGGUGCUGUUGAUAAAUAUAGAUUAAGAAAAAAAUAUCCAUUACCGAAAACAAUAUGGGAUGGUGAAGAAACAGUUUAUUGUUUUAAAGAAAGAAGUCGAAAUGCUUUAAAAGAUUGUUAUACAACAAAUCGAUAUCCGACACCAGAUGAAAAGAAAACAUUAGCAAAAAAAACUGGUUUAACAUUAACACAAGUAUCGAAUUGGUUUAAGAAUCGACGACAAAGAGAUCGAACACCACAACAGAGACCGGACAUUAUGUCAGUAUUACCAAUGAAUCAACUGGAUCAUGUAAAUUUUCCAAGAAUGUUCAAUGCGCCUAGUUAUUAUCCUGAAUCUGUUUUUAAUGCACAAUAAAUUUAUUAUGUGUUAAAGUUAAUAUAAGCAAAUUAGUAUAUAAAGUAGGUUUAAUUUAGAAGAAUUUUUAUUGUAAUUUAACAACUCUAUUUUUUUAAAUUAAAAAGAGACGCAUUUGUUUCGCAAAAACUGAACCAAGAUAC